Molecule: messenger RNA, 4529 nt
Organism: Topomyia yanbarensis
Lineage: Eukaryota; Metazoa; Arthropoda; Insecta; Diptera; Culicidae
Exons: 7
Coding region: 442-4053 (1203 amino acids)
Biological process (GO): cell adhesion; extracellular matrix organization
Cellular component (GO): extracellular matrix
Molecular function (GO): cell adhesion molecule binding
Source: RefSeq, a predicted model, not a curated record
UUCAAGCUCCAGCUUGCGAGGGAUUUUGUGCAUUUGGCGAUUUUUGGCCUGCAUCUGCGCUGGGAGAAGAUAUUUCCCGUGCGUGAGUUGGUUAUCCGUGGUCCGUCCGAUUGGUGAGGCCUUUUGUAGGCGGAGUGGAGGAAGAUAAGGGUGAAUUUAGAUUUUUUGUGACGACUUGGUGGGAAAAGGAUAUGCUAGUGAUAAUUGGUGCACAAUAGCAGGAAAUUUGUUAAAAGUGUUUCCCAGAAGGAUAGUUGCUAUUCUGGAUUGUGCUGAGUCCUCCGAGAAGGUCUUACGAGAAAGUGAAAAUUUUACUAUAAGUUAAAGGAGUAAAACCUUUACGGUGAUAAAACAAGUGUUGCUCGUGAUCUUCGGUGUACAGCCCGAGUGAUAAAUCAUCCCAUUCAAUUCUGUGAAUAGUGCUUCCCAGUGCCAACCAUCAUGGGACGUUUGAUCCUACUCGUGAGCUUCCUGAUAACAGGUGUGCUAUCGCAAGGAUUCCUACAGCCGCCACCUUUUAGACCGCCACAAUCAAAACUACAACGACGGCAGCUUACCCAGCAUCAACAAUCACACAUCCUUAGCGACAUCCAGCAGCACCAACAUCGGUUCAACCUGCAUCAGAAUCAACGGCCCCAGAACGUAGUCAUCCAACCAUCGAUUCAGUUGCCAAUCGGUCAGCAACCGAUCAAUCAGCGGCCAUUUUCCAACGUUAACAACAACCUCUUCCAAGCGAACCCACCACCGUUCAACAGUAAACAAUUGUCCCCACAAGUGCCACCCAACAAUUUCAGACCACCACAAUCAAGCAGACAACAACACAACGGCUUCGGAGCACAACAAGAAACACGACACCCACCACCACAACUACCACAAUCAUCUCCACAACAACUCAGACCCGUUUCGAAUACGUUUCAACAGCCCCAACAGCAAUUCUUCAACGGGCCACCAUCCAACAAUCAGCCCUUCGGAAACAAUGCUUUCAAUACAGAUGGCCCAGCAUUCACUGCAUCUCGCCUACCCGAGAUACGUCCUUUGAAUCCUUCUGCACAAAGUCCCUUCCUGCAACCCCCAUCAUUCCCCGCACAACAAACUUCCGCCUCACAGAUACGUUUCCCCACGAAUGUUCAAGCUCCCCAAGCACAAGCCCUCUUCCAAGCUCCCUCUCAACAAUUAUUCCCAUCAAACCAACAAACCUCCCAUUUUAACCAACCCAUUGUACAGCAACCUUUCGAUAGCAACAACAUCCGCUCCGAAGUUGUCCCCUUAGCCCAACAGCCACUACAGACAUCGAACUUUAAUCUAUUUGCCGCACAACAAAACCAACCACAAUUCAACAGCUUCCCACCAGUGCAAAAUGUGCCAGUAUUCGCUCCAACACAAGUUCUCAACUCCCAGCCAGGAGUAUUCCCACAAAUACCGCCUGCUGCUAUUCAGCUAAAUCAACAACCGUUCCCAGCGUCCAACCAACAACAGCCACACCAACAGCUGACAUUCCAGCAACAGCAGGAACUCGAAAACCGACUCAAAGAAGAGAGCGUGCGAAUUCGAGAACUCCAAGAACGACAAAAAAUAAUUCAGAAACACGAACAAUUCCUCCAGAAACAGUACCAGAAACAGCAAGCGAAAGUUCAACAUCUUCACCAAGAAUUCGUUAAAAAGCAACAGAAAGCACUGCAGCAGCAGCAAGAUUAUGAAACCAUAAGAAAAACUCCCGUCGCUGGCAGUCAAAUCCUUUCAUCCGAUCAAACCGUUUACGACAAAGCUACGAAAGCCUUCCAAAAACUGAAUCCCACCACCGCUGCAACGAAUCAGUUACCAACGACGACCGAACGAAACCUUUCGGUGCUUCCACUGAAGACGAAUAGCAAGAAGGACUACAGUACAAUUUCUAAAACCGAUCUGGAUGCUCUGUUACAAUCGAAUCGCCAGAACCUCUUCCAAACCGGAAAGACCGAAACGGUUAAACCAACUAAACCACGUCAAAUUAAGGUAAAGUCCACGAAAGCGCUUGGACGUGACGAACUGCUGAAGCAACUGAAGGCUGCUCUUGCUGAACAGGGUCAUCACGAUCUCGGAAGCAAGAACUUCAGCAGUACGGAUAUCGUACUGCCGAACGGGGAAAAGGUACAGGUCAUCCGAACCUCUGAUCCAGAUAUCAUCAAACGUGCCAACGUAAACUCGGAAGCUGUUCUAACGCAACAGGUUGAUUCACCAACCACUGCCAAACCGCUGUCUUUUGAUGAUAUCGCAAAAAGUGGAAUUAUUCCUCCCGGAGCCGACUUUGAACUGAUCAAGCAAAGUGAUGAUGGUCAAAUUGAGGAAGUAGCCAAAAUUCCACCCCAGAAAAAGGUCACUUUUGUUUAUCUAGAGGAGCAAGAUGAUGGUUCCUACAAGGUACAAGGUGUCAAGGGCAGCAGUGAUAAGGAGACUAAAACAUCUGGAGCUGACGUGGACAGUAUUUUGAAGAGGAUCAAGAAUGGCGAAAUCCAGCUACCUCCUCCUUCGAACAAAGGUCUUAAGGUUCCAAUCAUUGUUGAAAAACCAACAACGUCAACCACACCAAGAAUAGUUCCAAUGCAGAAAACUAGCUCAGUAACAAUUAUUCCUCAUAGCACUCCUCUCGAAAGCCAUCAUACUUCAAAUUUCGUAGCAGAUCGCACUAUUCCACGCACUGUUUCGUCUCCUGCCUCGACAACCUAUGUCUCAACUGUAUCUCCAUCUAGUCCAAGCUCUGUCACCGCAUACUCGCCCAGCACCUAUUCAGGCAGUACAAUUCAUCAGUCCUCACCCAUAGUUUCCACCCAAUCCACAAUCCCAAAUUACUAUCACAACGACAAUACCAUCCACUAUAAUGGAGUAAGCUCAACGUAUGCCACCAGUAGUCCUGCUCCAACCGCUGCUCCCAUCCCAGUGUCCACGACCGUUCACUAUGGUUCGACCCGAUCCGAAAAUUAUAUUUCAUCCUCAACAAUAGCACAGCAGACGGCCAGUUCCAACGUGUAUCAACAGCAAUCCAACGGAAAAUUCGAUGUAGUGAUUCCGACCGUUCCCACAGCGGAGUCAACCGUGACCACGCAGAAUGUCUACCAGCAAAAAUCUGAGCAGUCGCUACCACUGGUUCAACAACAGCUGCAACAGCAUCCACAACCGCAGUCGCAACAACCAGCCCAAACAACGACAACGCUAACGAACGAACUGCCAGUAAUUCUCAGGAAAAACGGACUAUUUGCGAUGGCCAAAUACCUCCGACAGUCUGGCUUAGAUACGAUACUCAACGAAACCGGUCCGUACACGAUAUUCGUUCCGACGGAUAAGGCGUUCCGCAGUCUCCUAGUGCAACUGGGAGGACCGGAGAAAGCCGAGGAAAAGUUUAAGAACAAUCCGCGACUGCUCAGUGGGCUUCUGCUACAUCACGUUAUCCCAGGAUCGUUCGAGAUCGGAACACUACAGGACGAAAUGACCGGUGUUUCGCUGGCCGGAACACAGCUGCGGGUAAAUCAGUACAACAUGCAUGACUCGGAGUGGAACGAUGUCAAGGUAACGACAAUCAACGGUGCCAUGAUCGUACCCGACAAGCAAGACAUUGUAAUUCCUCAAGGCAUUGCUCAUGCCGUAGAUCGAGUGAUGUUCCCCCUGCCAGUCGGUGACAUCCUGCAGACACUUCAGUCCGACCGAGAACGAAGGUUCACCCACUUCCUACGGGCAUUGUAUGCAUCGGGAAUGUCCGAUACACUACAGAACAAAGGUAUCAAAACGUAUACAGUAUUCGCCCCGACCGAUGCUGCCUUUGCCAACUUCUCGACGGACGAGCUGAACAAACUAGUCACAGACAAGGAGCCAGCCGAGGAGCUGGUCAAGAAACAUGUGAUUCCAGGAACAUUAUUCACCGCCGGUAUGAGGUUCUACCAAGUUAAGGAUGCCAUGGCCGAGGGUAAAACUGUAACGCUACAAAAGAGUGGAGGAAAAAUUAAAAUUAAUGACGGUUACCUGCAGACGUCCAACAUCCCCACUACGAACGGUGUGAUACACGCUGUCGACUCUCUGCUGUAAAAUUGUGCCUAUUUUCAGUGUCAACGACUCUUUCUUCGAACUAAACGCCACUUCUUCCUCAAUGCUGCAACUGAACUGUUUAAGGAAGAGGUGGUUCUCGACAAAUACAAGCCACCUAAUUUUCCGUCUACUAGCGUGAAAAUUAUUUGUGAACGAACAAACACGCACUGGUCUAUCCAUUUUGUUUCGAGAUACUAUUUAUUAACUGCGAAUCAAAUUCGAAUUUCUACGAUAUUUUUUUCAAACAGGAACUGACUGGAAACCAGCUUAAAAAGUACAAGAGCUACGGUCAGUUUCUCAUUACAGAUGGUAAUUGAGUGUAACUUUUAGGUAACAACAAUGAAACAAACAAAACAAUUGAUAAACUUGUUGAGCGACGUUAGAAUCGUUAAAAACCGUAUUUGUAAGUGACGAUGUUAAUUUAUUGUUAAGUGUAGUUAUUAGCUGCUAAGCAAUUUUAAGGCCAAUCUUGUACA